CCAGGAGCUGCGCUCGCCCUGCGCUCGCCCUGCGCUCCAGCCCCCGCGCGCCCCCGCCGCUGCGCUGCGCCUCCAGAGCGGGAUGAAUAAUACUACCGACACUUCCGAGUCUUCUCCCACUGAGAGAGGGAGGGAACCGACCAGCUUGGUCCCCACCACAAUGGGGCUGGGCUUCUUCCCUUCGGACGCCAGUCGUUUGAUCGUGGGUGAUGGCUCCCAGCUAAGGGCCAAUCAGAACAACUCCCAGGACGGCCAGCAUCUCUUCUUGACCACUUCGACAGCCCAGGUGAUCUCAAGCCUCUUCGUCUGGUCCGCUCUACUGAUUACUUUCCACCAGAUCUUCUUGCACCUGAAAAACUACACCAUUCCCAAUGAGCAGAAGUACAUCAUUCGGAUCCUCUUCAUUGUCCCCAUCUAUGCCUUUGACUCCUGGCUUAGCCUGUUGCUGAUUGGCAGCCACCAAUACUACGUUUACUUUGACUCUGUGCGCGAUUGCUACGAAGCAUUUGUGAUCUACAGCUUCCUGAGCCUUUGCUUUGAGUACCUCGGCGGCGAGAGCACCAUCAUGGCUGAGAUUCGAGGGAAACCCAUUGUGUCUAGCUGUAUCUAUGGAACGUGCUGCCUGCAAGGGAUGUCCUAUUCUAUCGGGUUCCUUCGAUUUUGCAAGCAGGCGACGCUGCAGUUCUGCAUCGUGAAACCCCUGAUGGCCGUUCUCACCAUCAUCCUACAAGCUUUUGGGAAAUACCAUGAUGGUGACUUCAACAUCCAUAGCGGGUACCUCUACAUCACCAUCAUUUAUAACUUCUCCGUCAGCCUGGCCCUGUAUGCGCUUUUCCUCUUCUAUUUUGCCACCACGGAGCUUCUGCGCCCCUUUGAGCCAGUCCUCAAGUUCCUCACCAUCAAGGCAGUCAUCUUCCUCUCUUUCUGGCAAGGGAUGUUACUGGCUAUCCUGGAAAAGUGCGGGGUGAUCCCAGAGGUUCAAAUAAUCGAUGGGAAAGCAGUGGGGGCUGGGACGGUAGCCGCUGGCUACCAGAACUUCAUCAUCUGCAUUGAGAUGCUAUUUGCAUCCAUCGCCCUCCGGUACGCAUUCACCUGUCAGGUGUACAGGGAGAAAAAGGAAAACUCAACAGUAAACCUGGCCCCUAUGCAGAGCAUCUCCAGUGGGCUGAAGGAGACCAUAAGUCCCCAAGAUAUUGUCCAGGAUGCUAUACACAACUUCUCCCCGGCAUAUCAGCAUUACACCCAGCAGUCCAUGAAGGAAGCAGAGACCAGUGAGCCUGCGCAAAAUGGGAGCGUGGAGCCCAAAGCUGAUGGCCCGCACAUCAAGAAGAGCAAAAACAUUGAGAAGAGGGUGUUGAUAUUUUCAGAUGAUGAAUUAUAAGAUAUGUCUGAGGCAAGGGAACAAAGGUUUGGGGCAAGUCCCCCUUGUCUCCCUCCAUAAUUGGACCUCCUCAAAGGAACUGACAGAUGGAGAAACUUGAGGGGGUCUCUUAUUCACUCAGUCAGCUAUUGCUCAGGAAAAAUCGAGUACUUGAAAGUCCCGUUUCUCAAAAUUGGGUCAUAUCCGGUCCUAAUUUAUGCCUGUGGGUCUUUGGGCCAUUCUCUCCUGCUCGCAGGAUGCAAACUAGUACUAGGAGAGGAGUAAAUGGCCUUGCGUUCCAGAGGUGCCAAAACCACGUCAUCUACCUCUGGCCUUUUGCUUUGAAGUGGAAGCAAAAGAUAGGGGGAGAAUUGUACGUUGGACUGUUUGCCACCCCCGGGAGAGAACAAAGACGUGGUGGGGCAGAAGGAAAGAGCGCAGGUGAAUGGGCCAGAUCUAACCUCCUCUUUCUAAAAGAAAUGUACCAGAUAGAAAACAGUGGACCCAACCUGAUAAGUGUGACUUAAGCACUGUUGGUAGGAAAGGGACACAGCUUCCAGUGGGACUGAGCCAGUUGUGGGAUCUGUCCCAUUAUGUUGGAAUGGAAUUGAGGAAGAGCAAGGCAGCAGUAGCUGGCUCCUCCUCUUCAAAGGGCAUCCUUUGCUACUUAAAAAGGUGGACCCAUUCCCCCAGGAGAGCAACUGGAAGCUAUCUGAGGAAGCUUCUCAAUGUUGCAAUUCUGUUUUGGAUGCCAAAGGAAAGACCUAAAACUCUGUGUUUGUUUGCUUGCUUGUUUGUGUGUGCAUGUGUGAGUGUGUGAUUGAAAGAGGUGGCAUUGAAACCGAGAGUCAUCCAAUUUUAUGAAACUGGCUUAUGGACUCUUACAGCUGGUCAGAAACUUGGGCAUCCGUAUGUACAGCUGUAUGCCCCCGUAUCACUUUGUAUUGCACAGGUGGGGAAAUGGGGCAAAUUCCCCACUGGUGAUGCUAUCCUAAGCAGAGUUUCACCUUUCUACAUACAUUGAAGUCGAUUGGCUUAGACUAGUGCAACUCUGUUUAGGGUGGUGCUUGGAGGUAUAUGGCAUUUCUAUGUGGGGUGAUUCCCCCCCUUCACUGGAUCACAGCCACAUGUGCAUGCGUGACCACUACCUAUAUGAAACGAGUAUCUGUUCUGACACUACCAGAAGCACCCUGUGACACAAGGGAGAAGUCCAUAAUUCAGUUCCUUGCUAUUCUAGUGUCACCCUCCCACAACCUCUACAAUGGUUGACAACCUCAAGACUGAAAAUAACUGGUUACUCAAAUGCAAGACAGUCCACUCUCUAAUCUGAGCUUUGCUACCCCGCUGAGAGAGCUGGGGGGGGGAGGGGGAAGACUUCUUGUUUGUUAAAAGCACAAGAGGUGCUUUGGUGCUCAGCUGGGAAUUACGGGAGGGAGUGCCUCCCUCCCCUCUUCCUCCUCCCACAGUUUUGUUUUGUGUGGUAACUUAUCAUAGCCUGAACAUCGCUGGAAAGUUUGUCAGCUUUGGGAAGAGUAUGGAUUUUUCCAUGGUGUGAUAAAGGAAUGCAGAAAUACUGCGGUGGCAACUACCAGGAGUAUAAAAAGUGUGAAACUUAUACAUUUUCCAAAAUCUUAUUUAUUAAAGUUUUUUUUUCUAAUAAAACAUUUCUAAUGCUG
Molecule: messenger RNA, 3036 nt
Organism: Eublepharis macularius
Lineage: Eukaryota; Metazoa; Chordata; Lepidosauria; Squamata; Eublepharidae
Gene: TMEM184A
Product: transmembrane protein 184A
Exons: 9
Coding region: 83-1381 (432 amino acids)
Biological process (GO): transport
Cellular component (GO): early endosome membrane
Molecular function (GO): transporter activity
Source: RefSeq, a predicted model, not a curated record